AUGGUCGACUCAGCCAGCGACACUUCAGUCUCAGACGAGCUGCGGGAAGAUCAGCGGAUUUGGGCCCAAGGAGAUUUGGUUAUCAAGGGGUUUAGAAGACUGGCCGAAAAAUGUGUACGAAGUGGACAUCCUGAUCGCACAACUAUCGAACACACUCUAUCCACCCGCUCCGUCGAGGAACGCUCAAAGUCCUCCCACUCCAGCAGUGCCCAAGAACUUCCAUCUCCUUGCUUCUACCACCAGGUGAUCUCUUUAGAGAUCCGCCUUGCAUCUUUCCAUUCUUCCAUUGGGCAGUCAACCGGCGGCUACUGGCCUGCACCCCUUGCGCUCCUCAGAAGCCAGCUACUUGCCUCCUCCUCAUUCUCCAUACCAUCAGACACGCUGACUGUCGCUUACUUACGCUUGGAGGCAAUCCAAUUCUACGCCAGCCUGUCUCCGAAAAACAAGCGCAUCUCGCAAUGGUCAAUCAUCAACAACCAGCUCAAGUUCCUCCGCCACCAGGAGCCCAUCUACCAACAAGCGUUUUUUGGCCUGAUGGCCAAGAAAGAUAGCAAGCUGUUUGGCUCUGGCCAGGCUUACUUUAGGGACUUGGAAACCAAUGUUGAUUGGGAGAUGCCCAUUGACAAGCAUAUCCGCCAACGCGCUGAACACCUCCACAAAUCCUUCUAA
Puccinia triticina is the source of this 669-nucleotide messenger RNA. RefSeq lists its product as uncharacterized. The transcript is spliced from 5 exons. Lineage: Eukaryota; Fungi; Basidiomycota; Pucciniomycetes; Pucciniales; Pucciniaceae. The coding region runs from base 1 to 669 and encodes 222 amino acids. The record is from RefSeq and is a predicted model, not a curated record.